AUGACACAUGUUAGUUAUAAUAUCACAAAUGUUUUAUCUGCUUAUCUAACCCACUGUAGCGAUAAAGAUCAAACAUAUGCAUGGCUACAGUCACAGAUUGAUGAUUUAAUCUCUGAUUACAAAGACAGACUCGCUGUCCAAGUUCCACCCGCUAGAUUUAAACGAGAUUUAUUUGCUGAUGUAACUAGUCUUUUUGGUUCAGCUAAUUCCAUUGCCAACUCUUACAAGAUAACUGGACAAUCACAAUAUUCAUCAUGGUUGGCAAAUCAAGUAGCCAAUGGUUUCCAACAUCUCACCAAUAGUAAUGAGAAUAUUAUCAAAGCAGUCAAGUCUGAGGCACAGGCGCUUCUAACCGUUAGUCACUCAUUUUUCAACCAGACCCGCACCCUUGAACAUGACUUAGCCUGUAGAACAUAUGCACGGGAUUUAUUCGCCACAGCCAAACAAGAAAUCCUGGAUCUCCGUCUGCAAAAGACCCCUAGGCAUGUCCUAAGUGAUUUGAUUGAAAUCUUAGACUUGCAUAGGUGGUCUACGUCAGAAAAAAUGAAAGACAUUAACUAUUCUGAAUUGUUAUCGACUUUAAUGAUGUAUACUGGUACUGAAUGUGCAAAAUGUAUUGGUUUCUUUGUCACCUUUCCACUUAUCCAUCCAGAACAGGUAUUCCCAAAUUCAACAACCAUAAGAUCCAUUGGAGUAGUGGUAAAAGAUCAAGUGAUCAAAUGGGACCAUCUCACAGGGUAUAUGACUUUAGGUAACACUGAGACCUUGUUCACUUCUCGCACUUGUUGUCAUGAAACAUCCAAUUAUGUAAUUUGUACCUGUAAUACGCUAAAGCCUUUUUCACAGAAUGACUCUAAAAUCAUCAGUGUUCAAUCUCUACAUGGGCAUUCUGAUGCCAUUCAAGUUUCACACACGCAGUGGUGUGUCACCAGCGAAAUGAACUCUUUCUCUUAUGGGGGUUUGACUUGCCCCUCGAACCACAGUUUCUGCCUGGAAGUCACAGAAGACUUCUCCAUGGGUCAGAUCAACAUCUUGGGGAGGGUCCCACUGGACUUAGACCUCUCCCCUUGGUGGGACGACACAUUCUACGAGCAGGGCACCCAGGCUCUGACGGAUACAAUGAGUCUGGUGGAACGGACCGUUCGGGACACGAACUACCACAUCACCCAAGCACAGGUGCAGGCAAACCUAGCCAAGAAGACGGCCGAGAUCCUGUCCAGCUCCUCCACACGAUCUGCACAGUACGCAUACACUUGGUGGGACUGGGUGUUCAGAGCAUGUGUACUCGCUAGUAUCCUCACAUUCACUGCCACCCUAGUCCAGUGUUGCUAUAUGCGAUGUGCCAUCCGUUCCCUACGCCGAGCCACCCACACAGCCCUGGUAUUGAGUCCGCUACAACUGCCAGGACCGCACAGACUGAAAUAA
Sardina pilchardus (European sardine) is the source of this 1425-nucleotide messenger RNA. RefSeq lists its product as uncharacterized. The coding region runs from base 1 to 1425 and encodes 474 amino acids. Lineage: Eukaryota; Metazoa; Chordata; Actinopteri; Clupeiformes; Clupeidae. The transcript has a single exon. The record is from RefSeq and is a predicted model, not a curated record.